Messenger RNA from Phlebotomus argentipes, 845 nucleotides. It is a transcript of the gene SsRbeta, whose product is annotated as translocon-associated protein subunit beta. Lineage: Eukaryota; Metazoa; Arthropoda; Insecta; Diptera; Psychodidae. The record is from RefSeq and is a predicted model, not a curated record. The coding region runs from base 123 to 698 and encodes 191 amino acids. The transcript has 3 exons. Gene Ontology annotation, cellular component: endoplasmic reticulum; membrane.
CCACUUUUUCAUUGAAGUACGCACACAAGUGAGGGAUUUCUAGGCAACGUGUCACCGGUCUGGCCAAGCAAAAUAUUCUCUUCUCCUGGAAGUCUUCACAAGGCCUGCUAGAUUAAGGAAAAAUGAUCUCCAAAAGUUUGCUAGUUUUUGUGGUCAUUGGCAUUGCUGCUGCUUUGGCGGAGGAGGACUCGAAUGCUCGCCUGCUAGUGUCCAAGCAAAUCCUGAACAAAUAUCUGGUUGAGAACAAGGACGUCGUGGUGAAAUACACACUCUUCAAUGUUGGCAAUGGAGCCGCGGUGAAUGUGCAACUCACAGAUCAUGGAUUCCAUCCGGAAGCAUUCGAUAUUGCUGGAGGACAGCUCAGGGCACAUUUCGAUCGCAUUGCACCGCAGACGAAUGUGACACACAUUGUUGUGGUCAGGCCCAAAUCCUUUGGAUACUACAACUUCACUGCCGCUGAAGUUACGUACAAAAUCAACGAGGACUCAAAUGUGAUUCAGGAAUCGAUCACUUCCGAGCCAGGCGAGGGUGGUAUUGUGGCUCUGGUGGACUUCAACAAGAGGUUCUCCUCGCACUUCUUCGACUGGGCAGCUUUUAUUGUGAUGAUUCUGCCUUCACUGGUGAUUCCAUUCGGAUUGUGGCACUCUUCCAAGUCGAAAUAUGAGAAAUUCGCCAAACCAUCAAAGAAGGGACACUAAAGAGAUUUGGAUUUUUCCCAAACAUCAUUCAUCCCACUUACUUUCUUCAUCUGAACAUCGCGCACUGAGUGAGGAAGAGAUUUAAGGAAAUCAAAUCCUUUUGUGUACCAAGAAGAAUGAAGAAAAGGCUGAGAUUUCCACAGAUGA